UAGCAAGAUUUCCUCGACGAGUUUGCUUUUUUCGCAAGUUCACCAGCGUGCAUUACUCUCAUCAGUAAAGGGUACAGUCCACCCAGCAGCACCUCCAGGCUCUGCAUGCACAGUACCCGCACAUGGCUCAUGCCACCCAGUACAUGGAGGGGCCCCCAGUGGAACAGGCUGUGAGGGAGACCUCUGUCCCACAUCAGGAGACUGUGGCCCAGGAACAGCCUGCCGCACCACAAAAAGCCCCAGCCAAAGGGAAGAGAGGCAGACCGCCUAGCAAAGAGCCUAAAGCCAAACCUGGGCCCAAACCCAAGAAGGCGAAGGAGUCUGCAGAUGGCACAGUAAUAGAUGGCAAACAGGAGAAGAUAGAUGAAGCCUUUAAGAAGGUGAAGAGGAAAGUCGAUCGUUUUAAAGGCAUGACUGAGGAAGAGGUCAUGACCAAGACCCUGCCCGACAUCCUUACCUACAACCUGGACUACGUCAUUAUUGGAAUUAAUCCAGGACUGAUGGCAGCUUACAUUGGCAGGUGGUUUCCUGGGCCUGGAAACCAUUUCUGGAAAUGUCUGUUCCUGUCUGGUUUCACCAGUGAGCUACUAAAUCAUAUGCACGACCAGAGCCUGCCGGAGAAGUAUGGCAUUGGCUUCACCAACAUGGUGGCAAGAACCACACCGGGAAGCAAAGAUCUCUCAAGUAAAGAGCUGAGGGAAGGUGGCAAAAUCCUCGUUGAGAAGAUAAAGAAAUACAAGCCGCUCAUAGCAGUUUUCAAUGGGAAAUGUAUAUAUGAGAUGUUCUGCAGAGAGAUCUUUGGGAAAAAGCCAAAGACUCUCGAAUUUGGCUUGCAGCCACACAAGAUCCCAGAUUCUGACACGGCCUUAUACCUGAUGCCUUCCUCAAGCGCUCGAUGUGCGCAGUUCCCCCGCGCCCAGGACAAAGUGCACUUCUACAUCAAACUAAGAGAACUCAGGGACCAGCUGAAGGGUGCUGCCAGACCUAAAGAGGUGGAGGAGGUCAGCUACACCUUCGACCUUGGCUUGGCCAAAGAGGAUGCAAAGAGAAUGGCUAUAAAGGAGGAGAUGUAUGACCCUGGUUAUGAAGCGGCGUACGGAGGAGCAUACGCAGAGCCUGGGCCUGAAACAGGCCCCACCAACGGACACUGUGACUUCUCCAAGUCUGAGCACACCGGGACGACCGGAAAGGCAUCCUCAGCCACCGGCCCAGUGGGCCAGGUCCCCGAUGGCCAGUGGAUGACCGAGUCCUUCACCGAUCAAAUCCCAGACAUAGGGGGCCCCUCCCAAACCCGGGCAGGGUCGGAGGCCGUAUGAGGGAGCGCCUGGAGCCGCAUCAUCAGGGCCUAUGGGAACAGUCUGGUGCCACGGACGUGGUCCGACUGACUAGACUGGCUCUUAAGACCUGGCCACAGGCCUAUGUGGGCGGCUUUCGGCAGGCUGUUACAGUGAGACAUCAGACUAGACUGUGUUAGUAAUCGACCUGAGCUAGAGAAGGAGAUGGAGGGUGAGACGGUAGCCUGUAAGCACUGAAGGAUUCAACUCCGACACUGGGAAACGACUUCCUCCCACUUAUCCUCAAGACAGUGAACCUCAGUCCACCAGCUAGUUCUCCUUAAAACUCAUCAUGCAUUUUUCCUCCCUGACAAAAAGAGGGAGUUUUAAAUACUAUCUCAACUAUGAAUUUAAAGUAGAAAUAUUAGAAAGUAGUCAUUUCUAUCAAUGGUUUUAGAGGCCAAGCAAAGUCUUUUUUAUCUUCCAAGAUUAUA
Chanos chanos (milkfish) is the source of this 1768-nucleotide messenger RNA. RefSeq names its product G/T mismatch-specific thymine DNA glycosylase-like. NCBI's taxonomy places the organism in Eukaryota, Metazoa, Chordata, Actinopteri, Gonorynchiformes, Chanidae. The record is from RefSeq and is a predicted model, not a curated record. The coding region runs from base 123 to 1316 and encodes 397 amino acids. Gene Ontology annotation, molecular function: pyrimidine-specific mismatch base pair DNA N-glycosylase activity; uracil DNA N-glycosylase activity. Gene Ontology annotation, biological process: base-excision repair, AP site formation. Gene Ontology annotation, cellular component: nucleus. The transcript has 10 exons.